AUGACAGGUCUACCAGAAGAGCUCCUACAAUGGCUUUUCACCCCUUCGGCCCUUUACCACACGCCAUCCCAGGUGGAUGGGUAUGGCCUGCAUCAGGAGCUCGUCGAGCGCGCAAGAGGCAUCGAGUUCCUCUUCCGGGUCGGGCUGCAACUGGGGAUGCACCAGCAUACCAUGUCCGCCGCCGCAGUGUAUUUCCACCGGUUCUACAUGCGAUACUCAUUCGUUGACUACCACCGUUUCGAAAUAGCUGCCACUUGCCUCUUCCUUGCAGGCAAGACGGAAGAAAACCUGCGUAAGCUGCACGACGUCGCUGGCGCGGUGAUCAUCAAGCUGCACCGGUCCUCCUCCAGCUCGCAGAACACGACAGACCUUCUCAAAGCGCACGAACGGGAAGUUGCGCGCUUCGAGCACCUUAUAGCUGUUUACGAGCUUUUGCUGGCCGAUGCGCUCGCGUUUGAUCUCGAGGUUUCGCAUGUUCAGGGCAUACUCGUGAUCGCACUUGAUGCGCUGCUUGCACCGGAGGAAGUGGCAGACCUAGCGUGGACAAUAGCGAACGACGCACUCUACACGCCGCUCUGUGUGCUCCAGAGUGCGGAGAUCAUUGCCGCCGCUUGCUAUCUUCUCGCUCUAGCACUCCUGCAGCAACCCUCCCUCCCCUGGGAGCAAUACCUCGCCCCUCUUUCCUCCCCUAGCCUGGAGCAAGAAAGAUGGCGCUCGGCAUUCAGGCUUUCGAGCUCCGAUAUGCUAGGAGUAAGGGACAGCAUCUCCGUCCUGCUCGAGUUCUGGACAUCGCUCGACGAGGACACCCGAAAACAGUUCAACUCAAAGUUGGAAGAUAUUCCCCUGCAUGUGAAGCACCUCACCCGGCCGGAAGAAGGGAGAACACUGGCGUCGUACGCUCCUAGUAUGAACCCGAGGAAUGGAGAAAACGGUACGAAUGGGAUUGGUGGGGAAGGCACGCCCUGGCAGAGCCAGGGAUCUGGGACGCCCUGGGCCGAGGGGAAGGGCAGCCCAUUUGCUAUGACUGCACCUUCGAUGCCGACGUCCCAGAGCUAUGAAGAGGGAGAGGAAGGUGAGGACCGGGCACCGAUGGAGACGAGGACGCCUAUGGGGAGGGGGUCGCCGUGGGUUACUACGCCCUCUGCAUAA
Molecule: messenger RNA, 1149 nt
Organism: Dacryopinax primogenitus
Lineage: Eukaryota; Fungi; Basidiomycota; Dacrymycetes; Dacrymycetales; Dacrymycetaceae
Product: cyclin-like protein
Exons: 3
Coding region: 1-1149 (382 amino acids)
Biological process (GO): regulation of transcription by RNA polymerase II; positive regulation of DNA-templated transcription, elongation
Cellular component (GO): nucleus; cyclin/CDK positive transcription elongation factor complex
Molecular function (GO): cyclin-dependent protein serine/threonine kinase activator activity
Source: RefSeq, a predicted model, not a curated record